Messenger RNA from Hordeum vulgare subsp. vulgare (domesticated barley), 559 nucleotides. RefSeq lists its product as uncharacterized. Gene Ontology annotation, biological process: endoplasmic reticulum tubular network organization. The record is from RefSeq and is a predicted model, not a curated record. NCBI's taxonomy places the organism in Eukaryota, Viridiplantae, Streptophyta, Magnoliopsida, Poales, Poaceae. The transcript has a single exon. Gene Ontology annotation, cellular component: endoplasmic reticulum tubular network. Bases 1 to 303 code for a protein of 100 amino acids.
AUGGCUUCCACACCGGCGGACGGAGCAGGCGAGCCGGUCGAGGCCAAGGGCAAGGGGAAGGAGGAGGGGGAGAAGAAGAAGGCGGGAGGAGGGGUGCUGGGGAGGAUGUGGCGCGGGAUCUUCGGCGGCCGCGAGGACUACGAGAAGCGCCUGCAGUACCUGUCCAAGGAGGAGGCUGCCGUGCACGCGUGGACGCGCCGCCGGACCCAGUUCUCCCGCCGCGCCGUCAGCAGUUUCGUCCUCUUCCCCCUCCUCCGGCUCCGGCUCCAGCGACAAGGGGGACGGCGCGCUGACCUUCCGUAGGCCAUCCAGCGGAUGCAGGAGUACUGGGCCUCCGUCGGAUGCAGGAGUACUGGGCCUCCGUCGGAUGCAGGAGUACUGGGCCUCCGUCGGAUGCAGGAGUACUGGGCCUCCGUCGGAUGCGCCGUCAUGCAGUGCAGCAACACCAAAUCACCACCCUUUUCCUCUCUUCUACUCCUACUUGUAUCCGCCAGCUAUGUAGAUUCACCAGCAGCAGCAUCAAUCAAUGGCUGAUAGAUAUAAUGACGGUUCUUGAUUU